Messenger RNA from Sphaeroforma arctica JP610, 219 nucleotides. RefSeq lists its product as hypothetical. The record is from RefSeq and is a predicted model, not a curated record. Gene Ontology annotation, cellular component: cytoplasm. NCBI's taxonomy places the organism in Eukaryota, Ichthyosporea, Ichthyophonida. The transcript is spliced from 3 exons. Gene Ontology annotation, molecular function: methylthioribulose 1-phosphate dehydratase activity. Bases 1 to 219 code for a protein of 72 amino acids.
AUGGCAACAGAGGAGAGUCAGUGGCACGCUGUACUCGCCACGCUGCUGUACGGCAAGGAAUUCCGCAUAACGCACCAAGAGAUGAUCAAGGGCAUCAAACGCGACGGAAAGGGCGUCAAUCUGAAGUAUUUUGAAACCCUUGUUGUGCCUAUCAUCGACAACACCCCGGAGGAGCGCGAUUUGACGACGUUUAUGGCCGAUGCUAUGAAGGUAGGUUGA